GAGAUUAAGCUUGGCAGUUUCUCUAGUCAUUGUUGUAAAGGUUGAAGGUUGCUUUGUCCAUAAUGCAAACAUUGAUUGCAUGGGUGGUUUGCGCACUGGUAGCCAGUGUGGUGAGCCAAGAGGUUCUACAGAAUGGAGGGUUCGAGUCUCUCGACCAUUGGGACUGCUGGAGUCCUGUUCAGUGCAAAAUCGUGACUGACAGCCAUUCUGGCGCUGGUGCUAUGGAGGUACAAAACAGGAAGAAAUACUGGCAAGGGCCGUCACAAUAUAUCAACGUGACACGAGGGACUGGCUACGAGGUGUCCGCCCACAUCAAACUACAGAACGACCGGGGUAUCGGACACAGAGUGGAGCUGCAGGUGGUGUUUGAGAUGACAGACGGCACACAUGAGUACAAGAGAGCAGCUAGCCAAGAGGGCACUAGAGUGUCUGACGGAUGGAUUCAUCUGAUCGGCUUGUUUUAUGUUCCUAAUAAAGAUGUCAGGCUGGCUAGAAUCCAUUACCAAGGACCAGAGGAGGGCAUCAGUUUUGUCGUCGACGACGCUUCAGUCAAGCGCAUGCCCGCGGGUGCUGCUGCUGCUGGGGUGAGCAGCGAGAUCGACAGACUGAGAAGAAGCGACAUAGUGGUUCAAGUGAAUGUUAAUGGGAAUAUCAACAAAGGUGAAGUAAGCGUACGGGUUGUACAAAACAAGAAAUCCUUUCCUUUCGGAGCCGCAGCUGCCGCCACAUACUACAACGAUGGGUCGAAGACAGCAUACCGAGAUUUCCUCCACCAGCACUUCAACUGGGCACAGCCGGAAUUCGAACUCACGUGGUCUUACAUCGAACCUACCAGGGGGAAAACAAAUUAUCAGCCUUGCCUGUCCAUGAUUCACGGAUUGAGAAAUCAUGGGAUGAAGGUGAGAGGUUACAACCUGCUCUUUUCUGACGGGGUAUGGCUGCAGAACUGGGUCAAGGCUCUGAAUGGGGAUGAGCUUCGAAAGGUUGUCCAUGACCACAUUGUGGAAACCGUCAACACAUUCAAGGGCUUAGUGGAACAUUGGGAUGUGAUAAACGAGAACCUACGCGGCAAGUGGUUCCAGAAUCAGCUACACGAUCCAAAGUACGACUUGGAGAUCUUCCGCAUCGCACACGCCACCGACCCCAACGUUAAACUCUUCCUCAACGAGUUCGGCGUGGUUGCCAACGAAUAUUUAACCAACGACUAUGUCAAGGAGGGUCAACGGUUUAAGGCCGCAAACGUUAGUCUGUAUGGUUUGGGUGCCGAGUGCCACUUUGGCUAUGAAGUUGACCCAGACCCCACCGCUAUCAAGGAACGUCUGGAUACUUUAGCUCGUGGAGUGCCUAUCUGGGCCACCGAGUUGGAUGUGGUAGCUUCGGAUGAGAACAAACGAGCGGACUUCUACGAGCACGCGCUGACAGCUCUGUACAGCCAUCAUGCCGUGGAGGGCAUCAUCUUGCUGAGCUACUGGGACAAACAAAUAUGGCGGGGGGACAAAGCUGCUCUCGUCGUCGGGGACAACCUGCAGCUGACGGCCGCCGGACGUCGCGUGCUGGAGCUCCUUGAGCACAGGUGGAUGACAGACGAGACGCACAACCUGUCAGCGGGCACCCAGUUCACAGUACGCGGUUUCCAUGGCGACUACGAGGUGCACGUGAUCUACCAAGGUCAGGAGCGCACCAACCUGAAGCAGACGUUCACGUUGGGCAACGCAGCCCACACCGUCAACAUCAACAUUAGCUAGAGCGACACUCGUGGGCAAUAAAGUUGAACUUAAUCUUUGGA
Pomacea canaliculata is the source of this 1786-nucleotide messenger RNA. RefSeq names its product anti-sigma-I factor RsgI6-like. Gene Ontology annotation, molecular function: hydrolase activity, hydrolyzing O-glycosyl compounds. The record is from RefSeq and is a predicted model, not a curated record. Gene Ontology annotation, biological process: carbohydrate metabolic process. NCBI's taxonomy places the organism in Eukaryota, Metazoa, Mollusca, Gastropoda, Architaenioglossa, Ampullariidae.